Messenger RNA from Thecamonas trahens ATCC 50062, 2073 nucleotides. RefSeq lists its product as uncharacterized. Lineage: Eukaryota; Apusomonadida; Apusomonadidae. The record is from RefSeq and is a predicted model, not a curated record. Bases 1 to 1905 code for a protein of 634 amino acids. The transcript has 2 exons.
AUGUAUCCCCCUGUGGCGGCUGCCGCCGAGGUCCUGGCCGAGACGGCUCUGUCGCGGUCGACGGCCAUGCGGCCGUUGCUCCUCUCGCAGCUGGCCUCGCAACUGGAAACGGCGUCGUCCGAAGCGGCGUCCAAGGCGGCGUCGGAGAGCGUGCGGAGAGUAGGACUGGAGGCAGCGCUGGCCGAGGCCAAGGCCUCCAUUCGCGAGUUGCAGGCGCAACUGCGGUCGGAGCGGAUCGCGGUUGGCGAGGCAACGGCCCGGGCGAGAGCCCACGUCGCACGCGAGACCGAGGAGCUGCGGGCGUUGGUGGCGUCGCUGGAGGAGCAGCGACAUGCGGCCGAGCUGGCGCUCCAGACGGCACGCAACCGCGACGCAGCGUAUCGGGCGCGCGCAGAGUCGAUGAUCGCGGCCAUGGAGGUCGAGGUCCAAGGCCUGCGCGCCCUUGUCACUCCUUUGGACGACUCGUUUGCGUCGACGUCGUCGACCAGGGAGGUCCAGGCGAAGGCACAGAUUGCGGCGCUCACUUCUGAGCUUGCGGAUGCGCGUGUGCUAAUUGAGGACUUGCGGGUCGAGGCGACGGUGGAGGCUGCACAGGCGCAGGGCUCGCAGGCCGCCGCCGAGGCUGCGGCAUCACAGCGCAAGCUCCAGCUCAACGCACAGGGCCUUUCGAUGACGGACCUGGAGGCGUCGCUCGCAGCGGCUCACGCGCGGACGGAUGCACUGUCGGAGGAACUGGCAGCGUCGCGGGAGGCAGAGGCUCUACUCACUGACGAGGUGACGCGGCUGCAGGCGCAGGUGAAGCGAACCGAAGGCACGGCGCUCGCGCGGCUCUCCUCGUCGAUCAGCGCUGAGCUGAAGCGCGAGGCUGCCGCCGACGCGCUCACAGCACGGCUACUGGACGAACUCGAGAGCGAGCGUAAGGCGCGCGAGGCGGUGGUUCUCGAGCUCGCGGCUGUCAAGUAUUCGGACCUCCAGGGGACCGGUGAGGAGCGGCUAGAGACGGUCGAGCUGGUGGAGCGGCUCAAAGAGCAGGUAGCCAGCCUGGAGGGUGCCAACGCGCGGCUGCAACUUCAGCUCGAGCAGCGAACGCCUGCACCAGGCACUCCGCGCGGGAUGGCGUCAAGCCCCGACCUCCGUCGCGAGCCGUCACAAGGUCUUGCCUCGCGCGACUACCAGACUGCAGUUGAGCGGGCACAGGCGGCGGAGCAGGCGGCGGCGACGGCAUCUGCCGAAGCUGCGCAGUGGAAGGCCAAGUACGACGCGGCAAACAAGGCGUUCAAGCACGAGGCGCGGCUCUCGUCAGAUGAGGGCCGGCAGAUGGAGACCACAAUGGCGAGCCUGACCGCCAAGGUCGAGUCGCUCAACGAGCAGCUGGCGUCCAAGAACGAUGCGCUGGCGCAAGCGCUGGCGGCGCAGGCAAAGAUAAUGGAGCAAGUGGCGGCAAAGACCGAGGCGGUUGCUCGACUCGAGCGCGAGCUUGAUGACGUGCGCGCCUCAUCGCAGUCCGAGGCCGAAGUCCAGCGACUGGAGGCACUGGUGGAGAAGGCGACGACACGGCUUGCCACGCUCCAGAAGAAUCAGGCGAACAUGCUCGCCGAGAAGGAUCGACAGCUUGGCAAGCUCAAGAAGGAGCUCUCACGAGUCAAGGCUGCACUCAAGGCCGCACAGGAGGCGCAGUCAUCGCUCGACGCCAACGCCCAGGCCGAGCUCGAUUCGCUCCGCAAGUCGGUUGCUGCGCUUCAGGCCGAGGUUGGUGAGAAAGACGCCAAAAUAUCGGCGCUCGAGGACGAUAUGGCGCUCCUGCUGGAAGAGAACGAGGCGCUGGAGGCCAGGGCCGCUGCCGCCGAGGCUGACUGGAUCGACGCCGAGGACCGGAUCGAAGCGCUGCUAGCUGAGCAGCGGUAGACAGAAGCGUGUGCGUGAUGAGGUGCCGUGCGACUGCAAUAAGCACAAAACUGAGAACUUUACUUCUCUCCGGUCUACUGGAGGUAGUUGAGCGGAAGAGCGCCGGUAGCACCGGUGGCAAUGUUGCGGGCACUGCACCACCCGUCGUCAAACUCCUCGAGCACCUCG